Messenger RNA from Naegleria gruberi, 1179 nucleotides. RefSeq lists its product as uncharacterized. Gene Ontology annotation, biological process: mRNA cis splicing, via spliceosome; maturation of 5S rRNA. The transcript has 2 exons. The record is from RefSeq and is a predicted model, not a curated record. Bases 1 to 1179 code for a protein of 392 amino acids. Gene Ontology annotation, cellular component: U4/U6 x U5 tri-snRNP complex. NCBI's taxonomy places the organism in Eukaryota, Heterolobosea, Eutetramitea, Acrasida, Naegleriidae.
AUGCACAUUGCAAGUGAUGGAAGUUUCUUCCUGACAAUCGAGGAAACAAACGAACAAAGAAUAAAACUCGGAUUAAAACCUCUCAAGGUCGGAAAUGAUACAAAAAAUACUGUAAUAGUAGAUCAGAAGGAAGAUGAAGCUUCGGAAAUACAAAAAAGAAUAGAAUUAGCAAAGAUAAAACGAAAAGAAAGAGAAUUUAAAAGAAAACAAGGAAUUGAUUCUGAUGAUGAAAAUCAAGAAGCAAAAGAAAAAUUAAAAAAGGAGCAAAAAAAGAAAAUAUUAGCUUUUGAAGAGGAAGAGGAAGAAUUACAUAGACCAAAUGCUAAAGUUUAUGAUCUUUCAUCAUCAAAACCAGCAAUAGCUUCAGAUUUUGAGGCUUUAAAGAAAAAGAAAGUUAAGAAUAUUCGAGUGAAGGAAAAAACAUCACAAAUUGGUGUAACGGAUGAUUUACUUCAGCUAAUGGAAAUGAAUUCAUCAAUUGAUGAAAUCCACUUGGCAAAAAGAUCUGAAAAUAGACUUACUAAGAGAGAAGAGAAAAAUCUAUUGGAAGAAAAGGAAAAAGAUAGAACCUAUCAAGAAGCCAUUGAUAAAGCACAAGAAGAAUCUAUGGUGCUUCAUGGAUCUGAUAAAAUGCUUGUAGAUGAGGAUAAUUUGAACAUAUCUGGAAAAAUAUUUGACUCUACAAAACACUUUGUAAAAACCCUAGCUGUAGAAAAUGUAAAAACAGAGCCUCAAGAUGCAACUAUUAAUAAGAGAAAAAGAAAGAAUGUUUCAGUUAGAUCAAAAGAUGAGGAAAACAAUGUAAACAUGGAUGUGGAUGCUGAUAAUACUAAUAGUGAAAUAUUGGAUGUAAAACAAGAAAUCAAAGAGGAAGAGGAUGUAAAGAAAGAUAUAAUUCAACCUGAAAACUUAGUCAAAGAACCUCUCGUUUCGGAUGGCCUACUUGCCACCAUUGAGUUUGCUAGUUUACAAGGGUUUUUGGAGGAUAAAAGAGUUGGUAGAAGUAAGGAUAGAUCUCACAUUGAAGAAAGACUUAAACCGACUGCUCUUGGAUAUGAUGAUGAGGCUGAUUUUGUAAUUGAACACUUGGACCGACAUGGUAAUUCAUUGACACCAAAGGAGGCCUACAGAGAAUUCUCACACAAAUAUCACGAAAAUAGUGGAACAAAGUCAUCCUGA